AUGGAGCCCUUCUGUCCGCUCCUGCUGGCCGGUGUUAGCCUGCCCCUCGCCAAGGCUUUCAAGGGCAACGAGACCACCACCGCGCAGAGCAACUGGACCUCCACGACCGCAGGCCCUCCGGCCCCCGGCCCUCCGGGCCCCGGCGCGCCCCAGCCCCUGCUGGCCUGGCUGCUGCUACCCUUGCUGCUGUGCCUGCUCCUCGCGGCCUACUUCUUCAGGUUCAGGAAGCAGAGGAAGGCGGUGGUCAGCUCCAACGACAAGAAGAUGCCUAACGGAAUCCUAGAAGAGCAAGAGCAGCAAAGGGUGAUGCUUCUCAGCAGGUCCCCCUCGGGACCCAAGAAGUACUUCCCCAUCCCCGUGGAGCACCUGGAGGAGGAGAUCCGGGUCCGGUCGGCGGAUGAUUGCAAGAGGUUUCGGGAGGAGUUCAAUUCACUGCCGUCUGGACACGUACAAGGAACUUUUGAACUGGCCAAUAAAGAAGAAAACAGAGAAAAAAACAGAUAUCCCAACAUCCUUCCCAAUGACCAUUCCAGGGUAAUUUUAAGCCAGGGGGAUGGAACCCCAUGUUCAGACUACAUCAAUGCUUCAUACAUAGAUGGUUAUAAAGAGAAGAAUAAAUUCAUAGCAGCUCAAGGCCCUAAACAGGAGACAGUGAACGACUUCUGGAAAAUGAUCUGGGAACAGAAGUCUGCAACCAUCGUCAUGUUGACCAACCUGAAAGAAAGAAAGGAGGAGAAGUGCCAUCAGUACUGGCCGGACCAGGGCUGCUGGACCUACGGAAGCGUCCGGGUGUGUGUGGAGGACUGCGUGGUCCUGGUGGACUACACCAUCCGGAAGUUCUGCAUUCAGUCCCAGCUCCCCGACGGCUGCAAAGCCCCCCGGCUCGUCUGCCAGCUGCACUUCACCAGCUGGCCCGACUUCGGAGUGCCUUUCACCCCUAUCGGGAUGCUCAAGUUCCUGAAAAAAGUGAGGACACUCAACCCCACGCACGCCGGGCCCAUAGUGGUCCACUGCAGCGCGGGCGUGGGCCGGACAGGCACCUUCAUAGUGAUCGAUGCCAUGAUGGACAUGAUGCACAACGAGCAGAAGGUGGACAUCUUUGAUUUCGUGUCCAGAAUCCGCAAUCAGAGGCCUCAGAUGGUUCAGACAGACAUGCAGUACACGUUCAUCUACCAAGCCUUACUGGAGUACUACCUCUACGGGGACACCGAGCUGGACGUGUCCUCCCUGGAGAAGCACCUGCAGACGCUGCACGGCACCACCACCCACUUCGACCAGGCCGGGCUGGAGGAGGAGUUCCGGAAAUUGACAAAUGUCCGGAUCAUGAAGGAGAACAUGAGGACAGGCAACCUACCGGCCAACAUGAAGAAGGCCAGGGUCAUCCAGAUCAUCCCAUAUGACUUCAACCGCGUCAUCCUCUCCAUGAAAAGGGGCCAGGAGUACACGGAUUACAUCAACGCGUCCUUCAUAGACGGCUACCGGCAGAAGGACUACUUCAUCGCCACCCAGGGGCCCCUGGCGCACACGGUGGAGGACUUCUGGAGGAUGGUCUGGGAGUGGAAGUGCCACACGAUCGUGAUGCUGACCGAGGUCCAGGAGAGAGAGCAGGAUAAAUGCUGCCAGUAUUGGCCGACAGAGGGCUCAGUGACUCAUGGAGAAAUAACGAUCGAGAUAAAGAGCGAUACCCUUUCUGAAGCCAUUAGUAUACGAGACUUCCUGGUCACUUUCAAUCAGCCCCCAGCCCGCCAGGAGGAGCAGACCCGGGUCGUGCGACAGUUCCACUUCCACGGCUGGCCGGAGAUCGGGAUCCCCGCCGAGGGCAAAGGCAUGAUCGACCUCAUUGCGGCCGUGCAGAAGCAGCAGCAGCAGACGGGCGAUCACCCCAUCACUGUGCACUGCAGUGCUGGAGCUGGGCGCACAGGGACUUUCAUAGCACUGAGCAACAUUCUGGAACGGGUCAAAGCUGAGGGGCUUUUAGACGUAUUCCAAGCUGUGAAGAGUUUACGACUUCAGAGGCCACAUAUGGUGCAAACCCUGGAACAGUAUGAAUUCUGCUACAAAGUGGUACAAGAUUUUAUUGAUAUAUUUUCUGAUUAUGCUAAUUUCAAAUGA
Messenger RNA from Mesoplodon densirostris (Blainville's beaked whale), 2112 nucleotides. RefSeq names its product protein tyrosine phosphatase receptor type E (gene PTPRE). Gene Ontology annotation, molecular function: protein tyrosine phosphatase activity. The transcript has 19 exons. The record is from RefSeq and is a predicted model, not a curated record. NCBI's taxonomy places the organism in Eukaryota, Metazoa, Chordata, Mammalia, Artiodactyla, Ziphiidae. Gene Ontology annotation, biological process: protein dephosphorylation. The coding region runs from base 1 to 2112 and encodes 703 amino acids.